ACUGUAUCAUCAUCAUCAUCAUCAUCAUGAGCUUGAACUCACUCUCUCUCAUCCUUCUUCCCCGCGCACUGUAGUCUCUUUCUCUCUCUCUUCUCUGAGAAUGUCUUCGACAACAAUCGGCGAGCACAUCAGACUCCGACGAGCUAGGAACCAAACAAUCCGUCUCCGUCACCUGGACGCCGCCGAAGAUGAUCCGCCGCUGAGCCAUGUCGUUCUUCCGAUUUCUCAGCCUAAUAGCUUCUGUAACUCCGCAAUGUCUUCCUUCUUUCUCCUCCCGGCUUCAUCCUCCAACGAAGCCACCAAGAAGAAACCGUACCAAACGGCAUCGUUUCGAGGGAUGGGAUGCACUGCCGCUCAGCAAGUUUCUGUACCUUCCGUGAUUCGCUCCUCCGCGGAUUGGGAUGCCAGAGUUAGAAAAGACAAGAAGAAGCAUAAGAAGAAGAGUAAGAAGAACAUCUACGAAGAUGGUUCGAUUAGGAUUUUAAGCGAGGCUAGAGACGUCGUUGAUGGUGGUUGCGUCUCGGUUCCUGAUGUUUGGUGCGGACCUGGAUUAGGGUUCUCGACGGAUGCUGUUGUUGAUCGAUCCGUCGACCCUCCUCGGAGAAGGCAUCUUCCGUCGUCUCGUCGCAAAAUUGAUGUGGAUAACAACUUUUUUAACCACACUACUGAGGGUUCUUCUGUUCUUCUGACAUCAUCACGCGCUGAACCAACACUGUUAUCAAGUAGAUGUCGUAGCCAACUUCAACGCUCUUACCCUGAUGAUCUUACCGAGAUGAUGAUGCUCCAGAAUGGUUUUGUCAUGGGAAGAAUAUCAGAUUUGCGUGAUCACUACCACGAAUUGAGGCUCGAUGUUGAUAACAUGUCAUACGAGCAACUUCUUGAGCUUGGUGAUAGGAUUGGUUAUGUGAAUACUGGACUUAAAGAAAGCGAGAUACAUCGUUGUCUUGGGAAAAUCAAACCUUCCAUAUCACAUACUCUUGCUGACAGAAAAUGCAGCAUCUGUCAGGAUGAGUAUGAGAGAGAGGAUGAGGUUGGAAAAUUGAACUGUGAACACAAUUUUCAUGUCCAUUGCGUGAAACAAUGGCUAUUGAGGAAGAAUGCUUGUCCUGUCUGUAAGAAGACAGCAUACUUCAAGUCAUAAGAGUUAAGAGAGAGUUGUAUCUCUUGUCUGGUUUAUGAUACCUCAAGAUCUUUCAUUUAAGCUAUCUCCCUGUAUAGAUCUGAAUCAUCUGAUGCUGUAUUCAUAUUUGUUUUGUUUUUGGAUUUAGCAAUCAUCACAAUUAUGUUUUUACUGUGUUUCUCAAUCUUAUUAUUUUGUUGAGUCUAUUUAUGACUAUGUGAUUGAAAUACUACUUUUACAACACUUGUAAGAAGAACAAGAGUUUGAAACUA
Camelina sativa (false flax) is the source of this 1392-nucleotide messenger RNA. RefSeq lists its product as uncharacterized. NCBI's taxonomy places the organism in Eukaryota, Viridiplantae, Streptophyta, Magnoliopsida, Brassicales, Brassicaceae. The record is from RefSeq and is a predicted model, not a curated record. Gene Ontology annotation, molecular function: ubiquitin protein ligase activity.